Molecule: messenger RNA, 1506 nt
Organism: Recurvomyces mirabilis
Lineage: Eukaryota; Fungi; Ascomycota; Dothideomycetes; Mycosphaerellales; Teratosphaeriaceae
Exons: 5
Coding region: 1-1506 (501 amino acids)
Cellular component (GO): intracellular anatomical structure
Molecular function (GO): oxidoreductase activity, acting on NAD(P)H, oxygen as acceptor
Source: RefSeq, a predicted model, not a curated record
AUGACUACUGACGGCGCGGUCGUGUCAAAUGGCACCUUUAAUGGUACUGUCGUUGCCCCUCAGACCAAGAUCGCACUGUCUGGAAAGGUGAUAGCAAUUACUGGAGCGAAUAGAGGUAUCGGUCUUGGCAUAGCAAACUCAUGUCUCAGCAACGGCGCCGACCAAGUCUUUUCCAUCGACGUCGGCGAAACAGGGGACGACUUCGCAGCAGUGCAGAAGCUUUAUUCUUCACGACUCCAUGCCAUCAAAGCGGACGUGACUAAGGAGGAGACCAUCACUACCGCCCUGGACCAGAUCAUCGAGCAAGCCGGAGGCCUACACGGCGUCGUAGCUAAUGCUGGACGGACGAAGCACAAGCCUGCUCUUGACUUCACGACAGAGGAGAUCGAUCAGUUGUGGUCGAUCAAUCUGUAUGGAUCGUUCUAUACUGCUCGUGCUGCGGCGAGGGCGUUCAUCAAGCAGAACGUGAAGGGCUCGAUCGUCUUCACGGCGUCGAUGGCGUCGUAUCGACCGAACAAGAGGGUUCCUUCAGCGCCGUAUGGGGCCAGCAAGGCCGGUGUACGAAAUAUGACGCAUACUCUCGCCAUGGAGUGGGCACAGUAUAACAUUCGGGUCAACUCAGUGAGCCCGGGGCUAGUGAACACAGCCAUGACCUACUGGGUCCCACAACAGCCCGACUGGGAGCAGCAGCUCAAGUACUACGGCGGCAUGCCCAGGCUAGCAGAAGUCGAGGAACUUGGUGGCGCAUAUGUAUAUCUCCUCAGUGACGCGGCGAGCUACACGACCUCGAUCGAUAUCCCUGUGAACGGUGUCAUUGGUAUCGUUAGGGAAUAUGGCCGACGCGGAAACCUGCCCGCGUAUUCUCCGAACCUCGAACUUCGAAUACCAGCUUCAUUCACCCCAUCAUCUUUCACGAAGGAACGAAGGAUCAUGUCGGCCGCGUUCGUACGACCCACCGCAAAUCGAGCAGUCCAUCUGAGGUUCACACCACGUCCAUCUAGCCUAGGAGAAUCUCGAGAAAUCUUGCGGCUCAUCUCACAAUUUGGUGAGGUCGAGCAUUUCAAGAACCUCAACUACGAUGCCUUGAGCGCGCCCAAUACCGCCAUCGUCAUCUUCAGGGAAGCAGAGGCUGCAAGCCAUUGCAUCAAGAAAAGUCCCAUCAGGUUCCGCAUGGGCCCAGCGGAGCAGAGCCAGGAUCCUGAUACCACAGAGGAGGGACUGCGACUCUUUCAAAUCCAGGCAAACACAGCACGCAUCAAUCUUCGCGAUCAACUCAAUAGCUCUCACUUCCAUGGCAACUUUGCGAUAGAUGGCAAAAACGCAGCCCAGCAGGAUCUGAACCAUCGCGUGCCUAUGAAAGGACUGAGCGACGUGAACUGGCGAGCUGUCGACAAGCCUUGGGACAUCGUGAGCAGGGAGAAGGCAAAUCAUGGCGCUUUCAAGACCAGCGGCAAGCGUAAGAGUCUGCAGGAGAUCGCAUCCGAAGCUGCAUCAAGUCCGGUCUGA